Messenger RNA from Marmota flaviventris (yellow-bellied marmot), 3632 nucleotides. It is a transcript of the gene Tada1, whose product is annotated as transcriptional adaptor 1. NCBI's taxonomy places the organism in Eukaryota, Metazoa, Chordata, Mammalia, Rodentia, Sciuridae. Gene Ontology annotation, cellular component: SAGA complex. Gene Ontology annotation, molecular function: transcription coactivator activity. The record is from RefSeq and is a predicted model, not a curated record. Gene Ontology annotation, biological process: regulation of transcription by RNA polymerase II.
CCGGCGUGCGCGGGCGGGCGGAGCGCGCGGGGCCAUGGCGACCUUUGUGAGCGAGCUGGAGGCGGCCAAGAAGAACCUGAGCGAGGCGCUGGGGGACAACGUCAAGCAAUACUGGGCUAACUUGAAGCUGUGGUUCAAGCAGAAGAUCAGCAAGGAGGAGUUUGACCUGGAGGCCCACCGGCUGCUCACACAGGACAAUGUGCAUUCUCACAACGAUUUCCUCCUGGCCAUCCUCACGCGCUGUCAGAUUUUGGUUUCCACACCAGAGGGUGCUGGAUCUUUGCCCUGGACGGGGGGAUCUGCGGCCAAGCCUGGAAAGCCCAAGGGCAAGAAAAAGCUCUCUUCUGUUCGCCAGAAGUUUGACCAUAGAUUCCAGCCCCAGAACCCCCUCUCCGGAGCACAGCAGUUCGUGGCAAAGGAUCCCCAGGAUGAUGACGACUUGAAACUCUGCUCCCACACGAUGAUGCUUCCCACGCGCGGCCAGCUCGAGGGGAGGAUGAUUGUGACGGCCUACGAGCACGGGCUGGACAACGUGGCUGAGGACGCCGUCUCAGCCGUGGUCUAUGCGGUGGAGAGCCACCUCAAAGACAUACUGACGUCAGUUGUGUCCAGAAGGAAAGCGCACCGGCUGCGAGAUGGCCACUUUAAGUAUGCUUUCGGGAGCAAUGUGACCCCACAGCCAUACCUGAAGAACAGCGUGGUGGCCUACAAUAGCCUAAUCGAAGGCCCUCCGGCUGUGUCCACUCCCUGUGCGGGUCAGAACCCGGCUGCCCACCUGCCCCCGGACGCUGCUGAGCAGCAGGCCGCACUCCUGCUGGCCUGCUCUGGGGAAGCGCUGCCUGCUCCUUUGCCUCCAGUGAACAUGUACGACCUCCUUGAGGCUCUGCAGGUACACCGGGAAGUCAUCCCUACACACACUGUGUAUGCCCUCAACAUCGAGAGGAUCAUCAUGAGGCUCUGGCACCCGAAUCACGAGGAGCUGCAGCAAGACCAAGUCCACCGCCAGCGCCUGGCGGCCAAGGAGGGGCUUCUGCUCUGCUAAGUGGGAUUGGAGGGUGUGGGGUCCUCACGGGUCUUUGCUUGCUGAAGAGGGCAUGUUUGGGGUCUGCAUUUCGAAGCUGAAGUGUAGAGUGUACAUAUAACCUUUCCUAUGGAAAUGGACAGUGAGUGUGUUUUCUGUUGCUGCUGCAAGGCCAUUCGUGUAAAUACAGGCCACCCUGUCUGCGUGUUCCCAGUUACGGGAGCAGGCGUGAUGAAGUCCUGUGCCUGGAAGGGGAUGCCUGUCUGAGGCCUUGUGUAAGAUGGACCAUCCUAGAGUGAAGGCGCCGUUGCAGCCUGUCCCCUCGACUGACAGGACAUUCUUGUGUUCUGUGUCUGGCCAGAUAAAACUUUUACACUCUUGCUUUUUGUUGGUAUAACCUAUCCAGUGUUGAAACUCGGACACCUCCUUUAGUGACGGGUUUAAUUUUUAACACCUUGAGGUAGCCUCCAAGCCAUCCACCAUUUCAGCUCCACAGAAAACGUGACUUGCAGAUGCUGUGCUGUUGGACAAAAUUAAGCCCAGCCAACCCACCCUCCUGGAACGCAGUCUGCUUUAGAAGACGUCUUCCUGCGGCUCCAGUUUGUUUAGUGUUGAAGUGCCCAGGGAUGAUUGGCAGGUGCUUCUGUUAAUCAUCCUUAAAAGAUGUCUUGCUAUAGCUAAUUUGUAUAGUGUUAAUAUGACCAGUGGUGACUGAAGGCACGUCUACUAGUUAUUCCUAUAGAACAUGUUUUAAGAAAUCUUACAAAUUGGAUUUAUGGUUGGUAAUUCUAUUUGUAGGAAAUAUCUAUUUCUACCCUUUUAAGUGCUAAAUUGAAAAUAAUCUACUUUGACAGUGUUACUGAAAACCAGUUUUGUUUUCUAGAGAUACAUAUGCUUUUUACUCAAUAGUGUUGAUGGACAAAUUAGACUGUAGGUGGGUUUGUGUAGGACUGAGGAAUGGAUGUAUGGGUAUGUGUAUAUAGUUCAUACGUCUGAAGCUCUGUAUUUGAUUUUGUACUUUAAGCGUGACAAAUGUUUUGGCAGAAAACCUUUUUUUUUUGUUUAUUAAAGUAAAUACAUAAGGAAAAAUAUCAUACAGAAAUAGUAAAGCCCUGCUUUGUGAGAUCUUGGCAGAGACUUUUCAGAGUGUACUAGCUGAGAAAGACUGAAGGGCAGGCUCCCGUUAAGCUUUACCAUUUCUCUCGUUUGUGAUGUUUUUAACACCAAAGAGAAAAAACAGCUUAGUUUCAGCUUUUGCAUAAGCCAUUUGGAGUAUUCGGUAAGGCAGGACUCUUGACUUUUUAGAAUCUGGAAGAAUUUGAGCUGAUACUGAAGUGAGUAUGGAGGUUUUGUUUGGGACUGCAGUACCCCGGGCCUCCGCUGCCCAGGAGCAUGCCGGCGUCCCCUGUGCUCCCACAUGGAGGCAGCCAGGAGCCGCUGUCUUUCUGCCAUAGUGACAGGGCCCCUUGGAGCCUGUGCGCAGCAAACCCAGGAUGCCACUGGACUAGCUCCCUGUGCUUCAUGUUCAUUUCUGCGCUGAUAUAAGAAAGUCUGCCUCCGUGACAGUUCUCAAGAGGACUCCCAAACUGGGAGGUGGCAAUGAGGCAAGGCAGGCAGACAGAGUAAAUGGGGUUUCAGGAGAGCCCCUCAAAAGGGAACCUUUGUGCCAAAGACGGGCUCCACCCUGCCACCUCCAGCUGGAGGGUCCCAGGGCGUCUUCUGCAGUUACCCUCAGGAGUUACCCAGAAAACAGUUCAGUGGGGGAAAAGCAGCCAGAGACCAGGUAGCUCAGGAGGAUCCCAGUGACUUCUGUAGGACUAUGGAUGAGUCUUUGCUGUAGGUGUGCACACUCGGUGAGGCCUGCCUUCUCCAGGGUGACAGGGCUGGUGUGGUGUGUGCCAAACACUCCCUUGCACUGACUGGUCGCCGACCUUCCCGGAUUUCCCAAGGGUCUUCUCAGUGCUUGCUUUCCACUGGCCACCUGUCUUACUAUGUCUGACUCAAAAUGGCCCUGGGAGGAAGGGUAAUAAAGCAGCCUUAGGGAUCAGGCUUGGCCAGUGUGGCCAGCAGAACAGUCCAUUUAGUUGAAGGUUUAAAAAGGAAAAACAUUGUCUCGAUGAUUCUUGGAGAGCAGAAGGUACUGACUUGAGUUCACAGAAAAGGAGCAUUAACACGGCAGGACUCAUUUUACUAAGCAUAGGAUAAAGGGAACUACGGGCCCAUGAUGCUUUUGUCUUAGAAGACUUUUAUGAGAAUAAGAUACAAAGUUUUCUACCCAUCAGCUUGUGGCACUGAAUUUCCACUGAUGGUAAAUUCAUAUCCCUUAAGGACUUUCCUUAUGUGGUUUGGUAAUAUUCCAUUCCUGAGCAUCCAAAAUGAGAAAAAGAGCUAUUUAUGGUAGACCUCCCCCACCUUUAAAAGCCAGUUUAAGACCACAAAUAUUUUCUUCCUUUGCCUUCAAGGACACCAGUAUUACUGUAUCCCAUGAACACUUGGAUUCAAAGGAUAGUAUGUUGGUACAGAACUAGAUGGGGAAUAUAGACAAAAAGCUUAAAAUGUAAGUAACUUUUGACACUGUCAGCAGGUAAAUAAAAGCACCAUGGCCUAGUGA